Actinia tenebrosa (Australian red waratah sea anemone) is the source of this 2554-nucleotide messenger RNA. RefSeq names its product carbohydrate sulfotransferase 1. The record is from RefSeq and is a predicted model, not a curated record. Gene Ontology annotation, molecular function: N-acetylglucosamine 6-O-sulfotransferase activity. Gene Ontology annotation, biological process: sulfur compound metabolic process; N-acetylglucosamine metabolic process. NCBI's taxonomy places the organism in Eukaryota, Metazoa, Cnidaria, Anthozoa, Actiniaria, Actiniidae.
CCGUUCAGUGACCACGAAUAAUACUCUCAAGCUGAGGUUGGAGUUACGUUACCGGGCAUGAUAAAAAGUAUAGUUUUUCUAUGUGCGGAAACUCCAGUCUCGACUUGGAACUAUUAUUUGUGGUCACUGAACGGGACUGUAAAAUGGAGUAUUUCAUACGUGAGUAAAUUCCCAGAAGUAUCCUUUUACAGGUCCAGUAAUCGGUCGUCAGUAUCUUUUGUCUUGAGACAUCAUAACCUAUCGAUUUUAUGUUAUACCUGGAUCGUUUUUACGCUUCAUGUCUGAUGAUCAGUCAUGGACGCACUAUUUCUSGUAGUCACACCUCAUUGAACCAAGCUGGUACCCGCGACUGAGUGACUGCUCUUUCUUAUUAAGUUUAAUCAACCUGCUGCUGCCGACUUAAUCGCUUUUACUUAUGAAAUUGCUUACAAAUCAACAACCCUGGUCAAAUACACAGACAUCAAGAGGAGACUUCUCAAAAAACUAAAGGUGAUUAUUUAAAAAAACCUUUUUGAAGACGAAAUUAGCUGAGGAGGUAUGAUCUGAGACGUCUAAUUUAAAAGAAAUUAAAGACGCCAGAGAGCUUGGUUGUCGAUAGAUAAAAUACAACGGCAAUUAGACAAUGAAAUUACACGACUAAACGGUUUUUUACAGUUUACUUCUUCACUGACGCUUUCCGCCCCUUGAUAACGUAGUAGAUCACCAUGCCGCUGUUGGCCAUGUUCGUGGCACGGGCCAUGAUGAUUCUCGCAGUCAUUGGAAGCUUUUCCAUGUAUUUCUACGUGACCGUUCUGCGAUUUUCCCCUCUACUGGGUCGACCUCGGGUUGUCUAUCUACGACCACCUACUUUUCAAUGGGACAGAGCUGAUCAUAGGAAUGUUAUAAUAGUCACUGACUCACCUAAUGAUCCCAACAUCAUUGGAGAUCUGUUCAACCAACACCCAAAAGUCUUCUACGUUGAACAGCCUCUUUAUCCAUUUGAGAUGUUCAAGAAUCUAAACUACACGCGCAAAAGCGAAUAUAAUGGUCAAGUCAGAGCAUUCCUGGACAACUUAUUUCACUGUAGAUUAAAUGGAUAUAGGGAUUACCUGACGUUUCUGUCGCAUCCAAGGCUUUCGUCGCCUCGUUUUCGAUUGUCAAGCAAAGCCCUAUCCUCUCCUCCCUUGUGUAGAAAAGAGGUGAGCACUUACACAAACGAGAGUGAUUUCUUGAAGGACUGUCCGUUGCUGAACGCCAAGUGGGUUUCUAUCGUUUGCGCAAGAAAAAUGCAUAUUGUUUUAUCAUUAUAUGCCAAGAGAGCUCCUGGAGGGGUACUCGCGGGAUUGCUCCCUCUAAUGACGUCGCAGUCUAUGGCUACCAGGGUUUUACACUUUGUGCGGGAUCCUCGAGCAGUUGUCUGGGAAAUGGUCUCCAAAGACAGGCACUCGGAGAAAAACUCACACCAACUCACCACGCUCGAGAAUAAAAUCAUGAAGCGCUGUGUCCAGUUGAACACGGAUUCUGAUUUCCUUCGAUCACUACCUAGCGAUCUGGCACAACAAUACCAGAUUAUAAGAUACGAAGAUGUUGGUAGAAAUCUCGUUAAAACAGCAGACAUUGCCUUCAAAUUUGCUGGCAUUGAUAGAACCGCAGAGGUGAAUGAGUAUGUUAAACGUCAAAAACCUGGUAUUAAUAAUGAUGAUGAUAGCAGUUGGAGACUUGCGAUGGACAUGAGAGUUGUAGCUAUGAUAGACCAGCACUGCGCACAUGUUAUAGAAAAACUCGGUUACAAACCGGUUUUAAACAAGCGUACUUUAAGAAACUUGAACUAUUCUCUUUUAGAUAACAAUAUAAAUGUUGUAUAAAACAGCAAACGUUAGAAACGAAGGGUUAUCAGUAUUUAAACCCAAAGUAAACGAAACUUAUUGGUUUUAGUCCAAUACUGAAUUUCCAGGUGCAAAUCUUUCAUCUUCAUUAUAUUGUAAUUCAUCUGCGCCGUCUCCUACAUGCGGUUCACUUCAUCCCAAAGCAUCCAGUGCUGUCCUUUUAGUCAGUGUCGGAUUCAAAAAUCGAAUACUCUAAAACGAUUACAAUUCGGUUGAAAAAAUUAAAAACUGCGCCACGGAGUGACGCCGUUUGUAUUGAAUGUCGAGGAAUACGGUGAACAGAAACGAGUGGGGGUUAGGAACUUUAAAAAUGUGCGCGGGGAAAAAAAGAAAGAAUACAUUUGCCUAACAUGCAGCAACUUGUUWUUUAUUUGCAAGCCAAUACUCUCAUUUCGAGUGCGCCUUGGCUCAAUAUUAGCCUCGAUUGUGUACAAAUGUGUUCUAUGGCACAAUACAAGUUGAUUAAAAUUCCUCGGGCUUUAGUUGAAUAGCUGAAUAUUUUAACACACAACCGAUACUAAGGCUGAGCAAAGAGAACUCGAAACUGGAGCAUUCUGCUAAAAUGCAGCAACUCGUCUAGAAAAACCUAUUGACUUCGAGUCAACAUGGCCGCCACGAUUCAGCACUCGGAUGCGCAAAUAUAAGAAUUAUCUUGAUAUAUCAAAAGAAAAAAGAUCAAGACAAUUUCA